AUGGCGCCUGCGCCUUCAUCUUCUAGCCAUUGGGCUACCAUGGGGUGUUCUUCAGUUGAGGAGGUCUUCACUGGUGUGCCGGCUGCGCAAGAGAGUCAGGUGUUUCCAAUCCCUGAGGGUGAGGCAUAUAGCAAUGGACAGCUCACCAAUUUCACGCCGUUCAAUGGACCGCUGGAAUCCACAGCUCCUGAUGUUGCAGCAGGGGAUGUGUUUCCCAAUCUGCUCACAUCUGGCGAAAGGUGUGUGCCAAUGUAUCUGGAGUCAACAGAGCGACAUGCAAUGGUAAAGUCAUCUUAUGGGGCGACUGAUGGGAAACUGAACGCAUGGCCCAUUCCUCCACAUGAUGAUGGUGCAGCAGAGCCAUCUGAGGGGAAGGGCACCGCCGAUGGCUGCAGCACUGAUGGUUCUGUUGAUGAGGGGCCCCAAGUGGCUGCAUUCAAUGCAACUGAGUUUUUCCUGGAAGAUGACAUCAGAGGAGCGGCAGAGGCUGCACUGGAAGUUUUGGAUUCUCUGGUUGACACAAAUGCUUCAGAAGCCCUCAACCAGCUCUCUGUUGACCUGUCUGAGCGGUUGGGGGAAGUGUUACCAGCAUGCGUAUAUAGAGGUCCAGGUUCUGCACUACAGGAUGUGAGGCAAGGUGAAGAUUCUGCAGCCCAACGUUAUCUGAAGAAGACUCUAAGCAUGCCUGCAAGCACUGCUGUGCGGACAGCACCCCUGUCUGAGCUGGUGACAAAGACUCCACAGGCAGUGGAGGCUUCAAAUGACUGCACGCACUGCGAUGCCGACUUGGACCCUGUCAAGGGAGUGCAUGCUUUCAAGCGUGUGCAAUCGCUCAUGGAUAUACGCCGCUCUGGCGAAUCCCCCAUGCCUCAGGAGGAUGACAACCUGCUGCCCACGUCAACAUCCGAUCCACUCGAAGACCACGUGGUUCCUGAGACAGAGGCCAGAGAGGAACCAGCACCCGAGCCGCUGUGGAGUCAGCUCCCUACUGAUGUGCCAGUGCUGCAUGAAGUUGGCGGGGUGCCGUCAAUGCCCAAGCAAUAUUGCCACAGAGCCGUUGCUGAGAUGAUUCUCGCGGCUCGGCUGACCAGAAAGUCACCCGAAGGCACAUAUACAAGGGUUGCCAUCGUUGGUGCUGCAGGACAGGGGAAAACUGCAACUGCCACAGCUGUGGCCCAUUUGCAAGGCGUCCUUGAUUGCUUUCAUGACUGUCUGUUGUGGGCACAUGUGGGUGCACGAGGGAAGCACGAUGCAUGCCGACUUUGCUGGGUGAAGGAGCUGUACAGAAGAGUAGUGGCCUGCCUGGGCAGCCCCGCGGAGCUCUUGCUGGAUGGAGAUGAGUAUGUGAAUGCCACUUCUGAGGACAUUUUUGUGGCUCGCAUGAACAGGCUGAUGGCCGGGCACCAGUGCCUGGUUGUUUUUGAUGACAUCCAGUUUCCUGAGAUUCUGAAUGUGGUUGCAAAGCUCAAUUGCACUGCACUGAUGACCAUGCGGACCAUGUUCUUAGAUGUCCACUUUCCAUCGUGCAAAGUGUUCGAGCUGCAAGCCUUAACGCCUACUGAAUCUCACAGAGUGCUGUUCAAAGUCGUUGGAUCGCAUCAUGCGGAUCAUGACUUCCAUGGGUUAGUGGCAGAGUGCAAGGGUCAUCCUCUGACACUCAUUGCUGCAGCAGCCAACUGGCUGCGAAAAAACCAAAGCAAAGCUGGUUCUCGGCAAGGCCGAAGGGUUGCUCGCAACAUAUCCCUGCCAGUUCAUAGUACCAUACGGGAAGACUGUGCACCUCCAGCUCUAUUUGAGAGUCUGGAUGCAGUCGUUGAUGGCCUAGAUGCAGAACAGAGACGCUGCUAUAUGAUGUUGGCUGUAUUGCCACAAGGGCUGUAUGCACCUGUACCCAUGUUGCAGUAUUUGUGGGGCUUGGGGAGUUUGGAGGCAGUGCAAGAUGUGGUGCACAGUCUGGAGAGCAUGUAUCUGUUGCACUGUGAGCAUGACAGGCACAGUUUUGAGGGAACUGCAUGGAGCUUGCAUGCACUGCAGCUUAACCAUCUGAGGUCGUUGACAGAGUCGGAGGACCUUCGGGAGCUGAUGGACGAUGCCAAGCGGAGGCAGGUGGAAUACCUGUCCCAGCUGCCAACGUUUGCAGCAUUGCUGGAGCUGGUUGGCCGCCGAAAUCUUCUAUCGUUUUGGGGCCAAGCUGCAUCGCCUGAGGCUAUGGCUGCCUCGUUUUUGCAUGUUGUGGAGAGCUGGUGGGAUCCAGUGGGAGAAAAUGGGCAAGCCAAUGAAGGAGAUUGUCCUACGUCGCAACAACAAGCCCAGAAUGGGCAGGAGGAUAUAAAAUCGCCAGCAGCUUCCGCAAUGAUGGACCCUUCCACAGAUGCACCUGUCCUUGUGCUGUUGAGACUUGCUGCGUUCCUGAUGGUGGCAGAGCAGUUUGCAACAGCCCAACAGCUCUUUCUUCGUGCCCUGGUUGCCAUGAAAGACCAGAAGGGAGAAGACCAUGCCAAAAUAGCAAUGGCACUGAACUCGAUGGGGACGAUCUUGGAGAGGAAGAACAAGUUUGAUUCUGCUGAAGAUUUUUAUUCAAGGGCACUGGAUAUGUACAAAGGCCUUGUCGGUGAAGAACACCCAGAGGCAGUUGCACUAAUGUCCUGCAUGGCAAGUGUGAUCAAGGCGCAGGGCAGGUUUCAGGAGGCUGAAGCCCUGCACCGAAAGGCCCUGGACAUCCGCACCCGGAUGGGAGACAGCCAGCUGGAUAUUGCUGAAUCCAUGAACAGUCUGGGCAUGGUUUUGAGUAACCUUGGCAACUAUGAGGAGGCGGUGACCUGCCAUAGAAAGGUCCUUGAGAUCAGGAGGAGGGCUCUUGGCCAAGAUCAUCCAAGCAUGGCUGUCUCAAUGAGCAAUUUGGCAGUUGUGCUGAGUGCACAAGGGAAUCUGAAAGAAGCUGAAACACUGCAUCGAAAGGCCCUUGGAUUAAAGAAGAAGGUGUUGGGGGAGUUCCACCCUGAGACAGCUGUGUCAAUGAACAACCUUGGGGUCCUGCUUGGCGACCAAGGCAACUUUGAUGAGGCUGAAGCGUUGCACAAGAGAGCAUUGGAAAUAUCACAGACAGCUUUUGGCGAAGAUCAUCCUGAUGUGGCAGUCUCCCUCAACAAUCUUGCUCUGGUGAUGAGGAAGGCCCAAAGGAACCUGCAGGAGGUUGAAUCUUUACACAGGAGAGAUUUGGAAAUAUCCAUCAAAGCGUAUGGCGAUGACCACCCGAACGUGGCCCUUUCGCUAAACAACCUUGCGCUGGUGUUGGCUGAUCAGCAAAAAUUCAAAGAGGCAGAAGAGCUCCAUCGCAGAGCCCUGGAAAUCAGGCGACGGGCUUUUGGGGAGAGCCACCCUUUCGUUGCCGUUUCAUUGAGCAACCUGGCUGGAAUUCUUGAGAGCCGAGGCAAGCUGCACGAGGCCGAGAUGCUCCAUCGAAGGGAUCUCGAGAUAUCGCGCAGAGCAUGUGGAGACAGCCACCCGAGUGUGGCUUGCUCCAUGAACAACCUGGCAGGUGUCCUUAGGAGCCAGGGGAAGCUGGCAGAGGCUGAGGAGCUUCACAGGAAGGACCUUGAAAUCUCAACAAAGACGUAUGGGGAUUGUCACCCAAGUGUGGCUGUUUCACUCAACAAUUUGGCUGGCGUGUUGACAGACCAAGGAUGCUACAAAGAGGCAGAAGAGAUGUACCUUCAAGCCCUGGACAUUAAGAGGAAGGUGUAUGGAGAAAAGCACCCGAACUUUGCCAUCACUCUCAACAGCUUGUCGUCAGUGAAGCGGAAGCAGGGGAAGUUAGCAGAGGCAGAGGGCCUGAGCCGACAGUCGCUGCAAAUCAGGGAGAGGGCGUAUGGCGAUGACCACCCGAGUGUACUUGCGGCUCAGAACAACCUGACGCUGGCGCUGUCUGCUCAACAGAACCUGCGAGCCCGAAAAUCGUUCGUGGGCAAAGUCUCACGAUCAUUAACAAAGUGUUUCGGAAUGGAGCCUGAUAGGGUGCCAGCCUCACCAAAGUACAGGAGGAAGGCAACCCCAACUUCACCAGCAAAGCCUGUGGACUGA
Messenger RNA from Ostreobium quekettii, 4080 nucleotides. Lineage: Eukaryota; Viridiplantae; Chlorophyta; Ulvophyceae; Bryopsidales; Ostreobiaceae. The record is from the annotation of a GenBank genome assembly.